AUGGAUCCAGAGGAGGAGCGCAGAGAUGGACAGGAACAGCGAAGAAGAAAUCUCCAGCUGGACUUUGGCUCCGAGCGAAAAAGACCAAAGAUUGACUACAAAGAUAUCAAGAUGAAAUUUUCAGAUUUGAAAAGAGCUGAUGAACAAGAAGCGUCGGACAAGAAAGACCAGUAG
This is a messenger RNA of Theileria equi strain WA, 174 nucleotides long. RefSeq lists its product as hypothetical. Lineage: Eukaryota; Apicomplexa; Aconoidasida; Piroplasmida; Theileriidae. The coding region runs from base 1 to 174 and encodes 57 amino acids. The transcript has a single exon. The record is from RefSeq and is a predicted model, not a curated record.